AUAUUUCUUCGUGGAUGAAUACAGAGCCAAGGCUACAGCGCGCAAGCGGAGAUACGCAGACACGGCUGUUUUGGUGAAGUCUGAAUAAUCUGCGUGAAACCUUUUCAGCUCAUGAUUCUGUCAACAGCCAUCCUUCCUGUUUUUGUUGACAUCUCUGGACUAUAAUCGUUUAAAGCCACAUUUUAAACUCUGCUUGUAAAACGAGAGAGAGUGAGAGAGUGAGAGAGAGAGAGAGAGAGAGAGAGAGAGAGACCAAUUUUUAAAGUUCACGAUGUCUAUUUUACCUUUUACUCCACCGAUCGUGAAAAGACUUUUGGGGUGGAAAAAGGGAGAGCAAAACAGCCAGGAGGAGAAAUGGUGCGAGAAGGCAGUUAAAAGCUUGGUGAAGAAGCUGAAGAAGACUGGACAGCUAGACGAACUGGAGAAAGCCAUCACCACCCAGAACGCAAACACCAAGUGUAUCACCAUCCCGAGGUCUCUUGACGGGAGGUUACAGGUGUCUCAUAGGAAAGGUCUCCCUCAUGUGAUCUACUGCCGGCUGUGGCGCUGGCCAGACCUUCAGUCUCACCACGAGCUGAGAGCCAUGGAUCUGUGUGAGUUUGCUUUCCAUAUGAAGAAGGAUGAGGUGUGUGUGAACCCCUACCACUAUCAGCGGGUAGAAACGCCAGUUCUUCCACCAGUUCUCGUCCCUCGCCACACUGAGAUUCCCAGUGAAUUUCCUCUACUGGAUGACUACAGUCACUCCAUCCCUGAAAACACCAAUUUCCCUGCUGGCAUUGAGCCACCAAGCAACUACAUUGCAGAAACACCUCCUCCAGGCUACCUGAGCGAGGAUGGGGAGACCAGUGACUACUCCCUGAACCCUAGCAUGGACACAGGAUCCCCAAGCCUCUCACCAAAUUCUUUAUCUCCACCACCGAGCACCUUAGACCUGCAACCUGUGACGUACUGUGAGCCAGCGUUCUGGUGCUCCAUAUCCUACUAUGAGCUGAACCAGCGGGUGGGGGAAAUCUUCCACGCAUCCCAGCCUUCUCUCACAGUAGACGGGUUUACUGAUCCAUCCAACUCGGAGCGUUUCUGCCUGGGCCUGCUAUCCAAUAUAAACCGCAAUGCUGCCGUGGAGCUCACACGCAGACACAUUGGCCGGGGAGUGCGUUUAUACUACAUAGGAGGUGAGGUGUUUGCUGAAUGUCUCAGUGACAGCGCUAUCUUUGUUCAGAGUCCCAACUGCAACCAGCGCUAUGGCUGGCACCCUGCCACCGUCUGCAAGAUCCCACCAGGCUGUAAUCUGAAGAUCUUCAAUAAUCAAGAGUUUGCUGCUCUUUUGGCCCAAUCUGUGAACCAAGGCUUUGAGGCUGUGUAUCAGCUGACCCGCAUGUGCACCAUCCGCAUGAGUUUUGUUAAGGGCUGGGGAGCUGAGUACAGGCGGCAGACGGUCACCAGCACCCCCUGCUGGAUAGAGCUGCACCUGAACGGACCCCUGCAGUGGCUGGAUAAGGUUCUCACCCAGAUGGGCUCUCCCUCCAUCCGCUGCUCCAGCGAGUCCUAGGAAAAUCCUCUUAUUAACGCUGCAGGAUGUAACCAAACCAAAACCUGAUACAUAUUCCUAUAGGAACUGAGAUCUUUAAAGCCAUGAGUCAAUAGGAAACUAGAGCCUUACAAAACCCACCCACUUUCAGUAGCACUUUCACACACGUUCAUCUCAGAGAGGAAGCGUGUAUUAAAUCAUACAAAUUCUGCUUGUCCAUAUUGUUUAUCGCUGACGUCCUGUUUAGCUUCUUGGAUUUUAGUGAACUGAAUUCGUUUGGUUGAUCAUGUGUACUGUAGAUUUCCCUUUGUUGUUUUUGAGUGUACAGUGAAAUAUUAAUGGAUUUUUAUACAUUUUAGUUAAAGUUGUAGUUGUCUAUAUUUUGGUUAAAUUACUUUGAACAAAGUAACAGAAGAAAACUCAUUAUGUGGUAUAUUAUAGAUGUUAAUGUGAGAUCAUGAGCUCUUUAAGAACUGUCAGAGGCUUCGUUUUGUCAGCUGCAUGCUUGCCAUUUGAUUUAAUCUUUACUGUUUUUUUUUUCCAAGAAGUGGAACUGAGCACAUUCACCAAGUCAUUUAAAAAAGGAACCCUCACCAUCUAUAGCCAUAAUUCCUCAGUGCCUUGAGAUGCAAAAGUGAAACGAACAUUAAUUGUUAAAGGCAUUUUUUUCAACCUAAUGUCUGUUCACCACAUCUGAAGCGUAGGUGUGGUUACUAAAGACGAGAAUUUCAGCACGUCUCACUGAAGCGAGUAAAAAACCGAAACCCUGUUUACUCAAAACUUACCUUUGAUGCAGGUCCAACGACAGGUGUUGUGGUAUCAGUAAACGGUUGUGCGUUGUGGAACAGUUGCACAAUUUCCUCACUCAAAAGGCGGAUAGUGUUUAAGUUAUUAGGCUCCUGACAUGUAUUACUUGUAUGCAAAUGUAUUGUUUGUCUCAUCCCAAGGUCUACAUUCUUAGCGUGGUACAAGUUGUUAUACUGUAUUACUGUUGUGCAUUGCAAAGUAUUAUAGAAUUUAUUUUGUGUAAAAGUUGAAUAUAGCUAAAUAUUUAAAAAAGGUUAUUAAUCUGGAAACACCCAUUAUGGCCAUGGAAAAUAGCCAAAAA
Tachysurus vachellii is the source of this 2636-nucleotide messenger RNA. RefSeq names its product SMAD family member 3a (gene smad3a). Bases 272 to 1549 code for a protein of 425 amino acids. NCBI's taxonomy places the organism in Eukaryota, Metazoa, Chordata, Actinopteri, Siluriformes, Bagridae. Gene Ontology annotation, cellular component: heteromeric SMAD protein complex. Gene Ontology annotation, molecular function: RNA polymerase II cis-regulatory region sequence-specific DNA binding; DNA-binding transcription factor activity, RNA polymerase II-specific; I-SMAD binding. The transcript has 9 exons. Gene Ontology annotation, biological process: SMAD protein signal transduction; BMP signaling pathway; anatomical structure morphogenesis. The record is from RefSeq and is a predicted model, not a curated record.